AUGUAUUCCAGAUCAGGUCGGAAAAAAGAAACCACAACACCCCAACACCAACACCAACAGCUACAGCUACUCUACACGCUCUUAUUCACACUAUUCAUGGAGGCGUAUCAUCCGGGCGACCUGCUCUCGGUGAUCCACAGCACGAUGGCCAUGAUGCUCAUGUGUCCGGCGCUCGGCAUGCUCUAUUCAGGGCUCACUCCACACUCUUCGGCCCUCUCCAUGGCAGGCAUGAAUCUUGCAGCUCUAUCGAUGGCUGUAUUGCAGUGGGUGGUAUGGGGGUACUCGUUGGCUCUGAGUCCGACGGGGGGCAAGUUCAUGGGGAAUCUACGACACGCAGGCUUCCACCAUGUGGCUCUGGAACCACACCCCAUUGCUUUUGGACGGCUACCAGGACUCGCGGUGGCCAUGUUUGAGGGCAUGUUUUUGUGCAUCACGGCGGUCAUUAUGACGGGAAGCAUCGUGGGGCGAGGCCGUGUCGUCCCCUUUGUGGUCUUCAUCUUUUGCUGGGCCACGGUGGUUUACUGCCCCAUUGCAUGCUGGGUUUGGGGGCCUAAUGGAUGGAGCGGCAACUUGGGCGCUCUUGAUUUUGCGGGAGGCUCACCUGUUCACAUCAACUCGGGAUUCACAGGUUUGGCAUACGGUAUCAUGCUCAGAUGGAGCCGAGGAAGGAAGAUGGGCCAGACCCCCGUGGCGGUCCCUGAACCACAUUAUCCACAUUCAGCCAUGCUGGUAAUGAUUGGAACAGGCCUACUGUGGACGGGGUGGCUCGGUUUUGCGUCUGAAGGCGCCUUUGGGGCCAACCUCAUGGCUCUUAUGGCUUCGUCCAAUACUAUGAUUGGAGGAGCGUUUGGAGGACUAGCAUGGGCCGUGCUGGACUACAGAAUCGAACGAAAGCUGUCGAUGAUUGGGUUCUGCUCAGGUGCCGUGUCUGGACUCGUUUCUCUGUCCCCUUCGUCGGGCUAUGUGGCUCCUUGGGCCGCUAUUGUUUGUGCCAUUGUAGGCUCCAUAGCCUGCAACCUCGCCACACAGCUCAAGUUUUUCAUCCACGUGGAGGACCCUCUGGACGUGUUUGCUAUUCACGGUAUCGGCGGCAUGGUAGGUUCGCUGCUAGUCGGGCUGUUUGCCGAGAAAGAAGUGGCCAAACUGGACGGAAACAGAGAUAUCAAGGGAGGUUGGGUCAAUCAGCAUUACGCCCAGCUUGGCUACCAGUGCGCAGAGGUGUUUUCCGUGGCCGGAUACGCCUUCUUUGUGUCUCUUGUUCUGCUAUUCAUCAUUGAUCGAAUUCCAGGGCUACAUCUGCGGAUGGAUCCUGAAGCAGAGAGCCAGGGUCCUGACACCAACCAGCAUGGCGAGGUGUGCUACGAGUUUCUGGCGCAGCUGGGUGACGACCCCAGCCCCAACCAUCCAGACACGGAUCCUUCCAACACCAUCAAUGGGUCGUCCCCGCGUCCUUCCAUGGACGGCAACCAGUUUGGCAUCUAUGAGUUGCAUGCCAUUCAGUCCAAAAAGGUGAACGAUGCGUACCAUUUUCCCAUGCACCCGCCCAUGCAGGUCAACUUCCCUCCCCCGGUAUCCCAGCCGCAACCUCCAUCUCAGGAUGCGACCCCUCCGCCCCACAAUGAACCACCUCCAACGCCCAUGCUGGACUUUAGUCUUGGACCCCAACAGCCCCCAAGACAGCCGUUGAACCGCACAGUGACGUCUCCCUUGCUAGGGGAAUGA
Yarrowia lipolytica CLIB122 is the source of this 1722-nucleotide messenger RNA. RefSeq lists its product as uncharacterized. Gene Ontology annotation, biological process: ammonium transmembrane transport. The record is from RefSeq and is a predicted model, not a curated record. Gene Ontology annotation, cellular component: plasma membrane. Lineage: Eukaryota; Fungi; Ascomycota; Dipodascomycetes; Dipodascales. Gene Ontology annotation, molecular function: ammonium channel activity.